Molecule: messenger RNA, 532 nt
Organism: Morus notabilis
Lineage: Eukaryota; Viridiplantae; Streptophyta; Magnoliopsida; Rosales; Moraceae
Exons: 3
Coding region: 88-468 (126 amino acids)
Source: RefSeq, a predicted model, not a curated record
GAUAGGCCGAAAAGCACCAGAUUAGCACUCCGUAGGGGAUCUUUUCUCUUCACUUUCUUCGUUUCACGGGAAGACGAUCGGCGCCCCAUGGACGGUUCGUGGUUCCGACGCAGCUUUUUCAAGGACACUGAAAAGACCAAAAACCCAGGUCUCUCGGACCAACGCGUCCAAGACGACGAGGACAUACUCGGAGUUACAGAGCAAUUGAUCAAUUACGUCAAGUCCUUCACUUUAGAAACCUUCAAGAAUUUUCCUUCCGCAGAUGAUUCGGGAGGUAAACGUGGUGAUGAUUCUUCAGGCAGUGUUCGGAAUGAUCUCUCAGAAUGGCAGGAGCGACACGCGAUCCUUAUUCUCUCCAAAGUGAAGGAAAUUGCACAUCUUAGAUAUAAGCUUUGCCCACGUUACUUGAAGGAAAGGCAAUUUUGGAAAAUAUAUUUUUCGCUUGUGAAGAGUCAUGUGGCCGAGUGAGUUUGACACUUUGACUACUUUCCAUUAAUUAUUUUGUGGAGAAUUCUAUAGUUGGUAUGAAAAU